AUGGCUUUUUACCAGGCUAAUUGGGAUACGGUUAAGACUGAUGUUCAAGCAGUGUUCGAUGAUUGGGAUUUUCUGGGCUUUGUUUUGGAUAAGAAAGGCUUUGGUGCAGUUUGGCGGAAGUGGAUGUUGGGAUGUUGGUCUUCUACAUCUUUUUCUGUGUUUUUAAAUGGGAGACCUAGGGGGAAAUUUAAGGUAUCUAGAGGUCUUCUCCAAGGGGAUUCCCUGUCACCUUUCUUGUUUAUCUUGAGAGUUGAUGUUUUGGGUAGGAUGGUGGAUAAGGCUAAGAGCGUUUCGGCUUUAAGAGGUUUCAAAGUAGGAAAAGAUUUUGUGGAGAAAUGUCAGUUGUUAGGGAUCAAUCUGGAGGAGGAUAUAGUGGAGCUUCGUGCCAAGGAGAUUGGGUGCGAGGUGGGUCAGUGGCCUAUGAAGUAUCUGGGUUUACCUCUUGGGGCCUCCCCUCACAACAAAGGCUUUUGGGAGCCCGUGAUUUCAAGUUGUGCUAAAUGUUUGGAUGGGUGGAAGUGUGUUUUCCUGUCUAGGGGUGGUAGAUUGACUCUUAUUCAAUCGAUUCUUUCUUCUAUUCCGGUGUAUUAUAUGUCAUUUUUUUGUAUUCCUAAAGGUGUGGUAGAAGUUUUGGAAAAGUUGAUACGGGAUUUUCUUUGGGAAGGUGCGGAUCAUUCUCAGUCCGAUAACCUAGUCUCUUGGAAAGAAGUUUGUAAAUCUCGGGAUCAUGGGGGUUUUGGCAUUGGAAAUUUGGAUUCGAGAAAUAAUGCAUUUCUCAUGAAAUGGCCGUGGCGAUUUUCGUUGGAAAAGAGCUCUUUGUGGCAUAGAGUGGUGAUGAGUAGGUUCAAGGUUGGGAAGGGGGACCGAAUUCGGUUUUGGGAAGAUAUUUGGAUUAACGAUGCUCCUUUAAAGCUUCAAUUCCCAGACUUAUUUUUUAUUUCCUUGUCCGGUAACUGUUUGAUUAAGGAUAUGGUGGUUUCUGGAGGAAAGGCAAGUUUGGAAAUCCUUGGGUGGGAUUUGCGUUUCAGAAGGAAUCUGUUUAAAAUGGAGGUUACCAGUCUCACUCAGUUAUUACAGUCGUUAGUGAAAUUUCUGAAUGAUUUUAUUUCUUGA
Humulus lupulus (European hop) is the source of this 1113-nucleotide messenger RNA. RefSeq lists its product as uncharacterized. The record is from RefSeq and is a predicted model, not a curated record. NCBI's taxonomy places the organism in Eukaryota, Viridiplantae, Streptophyta, Magnoliopsida, Rosales, Cannabaceae. The transcript has 4 exons. The coding region runs from base 1 to 1113 and encodes 370 amino acids.